GUUUUCGUUACAGAUGGCGCUCGCGUGUGACAGGUGUUCGAGGUUGGUGAAAGCUCGAAAAAAAGGCCAGUUUUUUCGUUUCGCACGAUUAUCUCACAGACAUUUCGUAAUAAAAGUGUUUCUUUAAUGUUGUUUUAUCACCCGCGACGCAAAAGUUCCACCAUGAAGCCCCCAUUUCACGUUUAACGAAAUGGCGCCAUAAGUGUAUACAACCUUUUAAUUUUUCUUGUGUGUUAUUUUAUUUUAUCGACUAAUUCUACAUUUUUAAGAUGGACCUGACGCCCCCUCACGACCUCAAGCCUCUCCAAGACAGGAAGCCCCCUCGCAAUCUCCACUCAACCCCCGUGACCCAUUUCUCGCGUAAACGCAAACUCGACGAGACUCUCGACUUGACGGCGAGCCCCAAGUUCUCAAGUACCUUGAACGAGUCUCUCAUUACCGAUCUCAAGGAUAUUUGCCUUGUGGGGUCGCUUCCGAGUACUCCCGAGAAGCAGCGUAGUUUGUUGGGUAAAGCUGUGUCGUCGCCGAUUCAGGAGUCGCGGAAGAUUCUGUACAGUAGUAUUAAGAUUGUGAAGCCGGAGCGGGAGAGGAGGGUUGGAUUGAUUCGUAGCAGACAUGUUCCUAGUAACAAUCAGUUGCUCAACCGUAUACUUAAUAUUAAUGUUAUUAUGGACGUUGUUUUCAAGUAUUUGUCAGGGGGGGAUUUGUACAGGUUCAGUUUAGUGUCUCAGUCAUUCCAUAAGGCUUUAGAGAAGAAUGCUAAUGCGUUUCAGAGGUACAUGGUGUACAGGGCGAAUUAUAAGGAUAAUAAGGAGAAUUAUGUGAUCACUCCGCCGGGGUCCCCGGAGAAGUGCGACAGCCCGCCUCGUACGAGUAGUGAGAAUCUCAAUAAAUUUAUCAGGAUCGCCAAGUGCCUCAACCGCUCCCAAAGCCUCACCAGAUGCCGCAAGUGCGACGGUGUCGCCGUGGUCGAAAACGACAUCAGCCAAUGCCAGAACGUCGUCGCCUGCGGCCUCAUCUACUGCCUCCGCUGCUCGAGCGCCUCCGAAACGGGCGCCAAAGACUUCAAGGACGCCUGCGGCCACGCCAUCCUGCGGCCUAAGCUCGGCAACAUGAGCAACCACAUGGAGGACUCCUCCUUCUUCAAUUUCUCCAACCAAGAUUCGGGCUUUUACUCCGAAAACGAGUCGCCCCCGAAGGUGCGGAGGAACCUGUUUUCCACGAGUACGGAAACCCCCAAAGCUUUGACCAUCAACAACAAGAACAAAAGUCGGGUCGUGGUGACGUACAAGAAGAAGGAGACGAUCUCGUACGUGCCGGUCGUUCCCAAUAAGGAGCACAUUCGCAUACCGAUGGAUGGUGACAGUCCGCCGAGGUACCAGUACGCGGUCGGGUCCAAGGAGAGCAAGAAGAAUUUGAAAAGACUAACGCGUUAGCAUCACGUUCCAUGAUUGUGUGAUAUUGAUAAUUUAUAACGUUGUAAGACAAAUUUGUAUUUGUUUUUUUUUUUUUUUUGUUUAUUUUUUUUAGUAUUCCCAGUGAUUAGUAAGGUUAAGUGUAAGCAUGUUUUUGAUAAAUUUCAGUUUUUUUAA
Molecule: messenger RNA, 1592 nt
Organism: Zophobas morio
Lineage: Eukaryota; Metazoa; Arthropoda; Insecta; Coleoptera; Tenebrionidae
Exons: 3
Coding region: 270-1436 (388 amino acids)
Source: RefSeq, a predicted model, not a curated record